CACGUGGAAUCGUGGGCUAAUCGCAUCCAUCGAUGCAACUUCCAGCGUGCCCACAACAGACUGAGGUGGUUAUCACGAAUGGGACUAGAUGUCUCUGGCUUCUACGUCAACAUGGCGUCUCAAGGGAAGAAGGCCAAGAAGGUGAAAGGGAAGACAGUUGCACUAACAGAGUUCCUUGCUGAUAACAAUGAGGAUCCUGGGGAUGGAAGAGCAGUUGUUCAUGUUCCAAAGAAAUCCUACAGCUGGGCUGAUGAAGUUGAUGAUGAUGAUGUUCUUAAUACAGAGAGAGUGGUAUUACCUACUGCUCCAAAGGCAUCUCGGGGGCCUGAUGUUGACCCAGACAGAAUACCCUCAGAGCCACCCUUCACCGUCCGUGUCUCCAAUCUUUCAUAUGACCUAGAUUUGGAGGACAUUCAAAAGUUCUUCAAAGAACUUAAGGUUGCAGACAUAAGGCUGCCUCGAGAGAAUGGGGACUCUGGGAGACUCAAGGGCUAUGGAUUCAUAGACUUUGAAGAUCAGCAGAGUCUCUUGGAAGCACUGGCCAUGAAUGAAUUGGCAUUGAAAAACAGGAAGGUGAGGAUAGACUUAGCAGGAUUUGAUGACAGAAGUGGAGGGGGGAUGGGUGGCAGAAGAGGUGACAGAGAUAGGGACAGAGACAGGGACAGAGGUGAUGACCGCACCCUCGGAGAUUGGAGGUCAGCUCGAGAUGAAGAGAGAGGUCCUCCUCCUCCCACACAAUCAUAUCGCAAUGCUUGGUCUCUGGUCCUGAAUCCUCAGGUUUUGAUAGAGAACGUGGUUAUGGAAGAGACCGAGGAUUUGAAAGGGAUGGACGGUAUGGUGGUGAUCGUGCCUUCGACAGACGAGAUCGAGGGUUUGACCGGGAUCGGGACCGUGGCUUUGAUCGAGACAGAGGCUUUGAUAGAGACCGCGGUUUUGACCGGGACCGUGGCUCUGAUGGAGUUCGUGACCGUGGCUUUGGGGACAGGGAUCGUGAUCGAGGUUUUGGGGACAGGGACAGGGACCGUGAUCGAGGCUUUGGAGAUAGAGACCGGGACCGUGAUCGAGGCUUUGGGGACAGGGACCGUGAUCGACGCCCAGACAGAGGGUUUGAGAGUCGAGGUGGAGGUUUUGAGAGCCGAGGUGGAGGUUUCGAGAGCCGAGGUGGAGGGUUUGAGAGUCGAGGUGGGGGGUUUGAGAGUCGAGGCGGAGGGUUUGGAAGCCGUGGCCAAGAAGAUGACCGUGGCUUUCCCAGGGAACGGGAUAGGGGAUUCAGUGAUCGAGGGCCUGACAGAGGUCGGGGAACACGAAGAGAAGACUCAGAGAGGGAUAGAGACAAAGAUGAAGAAAGUCGAUCCUCAUCAAGAGGCUCUGAGCCUGGUUGAGGGGAAUCGUGAGCGGCCACGGUUGAAGCUGCAACCACGUACUGCCCCAAUUGAGGAAGUAGGCACCCCUGCAACAGCUUCCACAACUAUAUUUGGUGGAGCCAAGCCAGUGGACACUGCUGCACGGGAAAGGGAAAUUGAGCAGAGGCUCCUUCGGGAGAACGUCAAUUCGGAUCACCCAGCUGGGCCAGGAAGUGAAGCAGGAAGAAGCCCAAAAGCCAGGUCACAAUCCCCUCCCCUCCCCUCCCAAGUCCAGAGGAAGACAGACUCUUCAAAGCCAUCUCAUGACCAUGAUCGAGACCAUGGAGAACGAGACACUGAGAGUCCAAGUGGAGAAGUACGAAAAGCACCUCCACCACAACGCAAGGGUGAAGAAGGGCGAGGGAAUCGGAAAAUGGAAAAAGGAGGUUCCACUUCACGCCCCUCACGUUCUCCCAAGGAGUAUGAACCUGCUCCUCCUCCAAACUACGAAAUGGCAAAUAAGUUUGCAGGGCUUCAGGUUGAAGAUGUCGAAGAUGAUGGAGAGAAUGUUGGCCUCACAGCCAACGAGAGGGCUUUGGAUGCGUUGGAUGUCUUCCUCGUGCUUGUGUUCUCGUCACUGUGCUGGGUGUCCAGGCCUUUCGAGCAGAUCGUGCGCUCUGAGCUCAUUCGCGUCAUUUCAAUCCUUUCCCCAUGCUCUCAGAAGGUAAGCCGGACUCUGAAGAGUCCCUUUUUGGCUUCGCCUGGCUCCUCAGUUGACCUGGAGUUGCUCCUUCGGUACCGGUACAUGGGCAACAUUUUGAUGGAAUUGAGAGAUUUGUCGUUUAAGAUAUCUCCUCACUCUGUCUCAUCGAUACCUCAAUUUGCAUUUGAUCUUGAUCAAGCUGGGGCAGUGGGGGGAGGAGGAUCGGGUGGAGGUUGGAUACCGAGGCCAGAGCAGCGUGUCAUGUGCCCGCCGGGCCUGGAGUACCUCACCAUGGUCGAUCAGCUUCUCAUUCAGCAGAAGGUGGAGCUGCUCGAAGCAUUCACGGGUUUCGAGACGGCCAACAAGUAUUCGGUGAAGAACAGCAUGGGUCAGAGGGUCUACGUGGCAGCGGAGGAUUCGGAUUGCUGCACCAGGAACAUCUGCGGGCCGAUUCGGCCGUUCGGCAUGAAGAUCUUCGACAAUCACAAGAAGGAGGUGAUGCACCUCUACCGGCCUCUCAUGUGCGAUUCGUGUUGGUUCCCCUGCUGCCUUCAGGAAUUGGAGGUGUCGGCGCCGCCGGGUCAGCUGAUCGGGAUGGUGCAGCAAGAGUGGAGCAUCCUCACGCCGGAAUUCCGGAUCGUGGAUGCUGUGGGCAACAAAUUGGCCCACAUCUCUGGCCCUUUCUGCACUUUUAGCCUCUGCGGGGAUGUGGAAUUCCAGGUCUUUUAUCCUCUUCUUCCUCGUUUCAGGCAACGGGUGCGUGUACGAAUCCAGGUGAAGGCCGUGGACGGGAUGACGAUCGGGAAGAUCAGCAAGCAAUGGUCGGGACUCGUCAAAGAGGCAUUCACGGAUGCGGAUAACUUCGGCGUCUCUUUCCCUCUCGAACUGGACGUGAACCUCAAGGCGUUGAUCCUCGCUGCCACCUUCCUCAUCGACUUCAUGUUCUUCGAGAAAAAGGGGAACAAGGAGAACGACGGCCUGGGCAUGUUCUGAUCGUCCAUCCUGGUAGCAGGAGAAAAGCGACGAUCCUCCGUUUCCUCCAUUUUAAUGACUCUUCUACUACAGCUGAGAAACUGUCCGAACCGAAGCGUUCAUUUUCGUGAUAUAAUUCAUCGGCGACAUCGCUCUGAGGGAUUCGUCUCGAAAGAGGGACUGAUGCUCGAAAUACCCUUCGUUUUCGGACGGCUUCCAGUGAGGGAUCUCGCUUAAAUGUAUCACGGGGAGAAAUGUCGGUCAGAAACUUGAGAGAGGAGAGUCUUCGCCUGCACUUUCCUGUUUCCGGUCGAAAACUCCUCGAGAAACGAUAUUCCAAAGAUGAAUUGCUUCUCGGUCCCUUGUACUUCCUUUACG
Molecule: messenger RNA, 3396 nt
Organism: Darwinula stevensoni
Lineage: Eukaryota; Metazoa; Arthropoda; Ostracoda; Podocopida; Darwinulidae
Source: the annotation of a GenBank genome assembly